This is a messenger RNA of Cuscuta europaea, 2219 nucleotides long. The record is from the annotation of a GenBank genome assembly. NCBI's taxonomy places the organism in Eukaryota, Viridiplantae, Streptophyta, Magnoliopsida, Solanales, Convolvulaceae.
GAGAAGAGUCGCAUGCUAGAAAUCGGCAGAGAAGAAGCUCUUACGCAGCGCAGGUGGGAAGAGCUCUGGCCUGUCCUAAGAUGCGAAGAAGACAAAUGCCCUUGUUCAACUUGGUGUGCAUCGUAUAUUGAGGGGGGGUUUCCGGAAUAAAAUUAGAAGAAUCAGAAGCUGUUUUGGAGAAGCUGCUACUACCCAGAUUCUAAAAAUCUGAUUUUCAGCCAUUUAAAAUCACUUUUAAAAUCAGAUCCAAACACCUUCAAAACUGAUUCUGCUUCAAAGUGCUCAUUGGGACGGCAGAAUCAAUUUCUAAACGCAGAUCCAAACAGCCCCUAAAUCUGUCUUCACGGUCUGACAAAGAAAUUUAUACCCUACCUAUUAUAGUAAUUCACUCUAAGGGGGUGUUGGGAUCUGAUUCUUAAAACUGCGUCUGCUCCUUCAAGGAGCAGAAACAGAAGUUCGAGUGUUUGAGUGAAAGUGUUGUAGUACUUCUGGUGCUCUAAUUUACUCCUAGAAGCAAUUUUUUUAGAAGCUGGGGAAGACCACCUUCUGAAAACUGAUUCUGAUUUUGCUUUAAAAAGAAGGAGAAACACAAUCAUUUCCAAACACGCCUAGAAUUGGUAUUGAGUAAUAAACUUCGAAUGUCAUCCAAAAUCAACUCAAAAUAAGGUGAACCUGACUCCGCAUUUAAGGCGUUAACCGCCACUAAAGCUUCAUAUUCGAUUUCCACGAGCUCCCAACCUCUUGCUGCCGCGAUAUGUAAGACAUGAAGAAUCCCCAUAUUGCCUUCUUGACAACACGGCCUCAUUGUCUUGAGCCACUCAUCCUACCGCUCUCGUUCAUCUUCCAUCAUCUAAAGUUGCAUCCACAUUUACCUUGUUGGGGUUUCCCCCAUCUUGUCUUAGAUUUCUCCCUCCCUACCGCUGCUCCUCGCACAUUCCUUGUUUGUCUCCAACCAUGCAUCACUGAGUUGUUCCUCCUUUUCCACAAACUCCAUAGAUUUAUGAUAGCUGUGCAACAACCCUCUUCGUCAAUUGUAUUAAACAAAUUUAUGAUCCACUCUAAAAAUGUACCUUCUGCCCGAGAAAAGGCACCUCCCAGCCUUUGCCAAACCUUUGAGCCUUGGAACACAAUAAGAAGAGGUGGUCUUUUUACUACUCCCCGUUUCAUGAGUUUAUCCGCCUCAGGUAAACAUCCUAUCAUUAGUUGCCAAAAAAAUAAUUUAACUUUAGGAGGCAACUCAAAACCCCACAUUCUAGUCCACCCCAUCCAAUAGGUUGGCUGAAACUCACCAACCUAACAACUCCAUACGGAAUAAACUCCUCUGAUAUCAUCUGCCCAGUAAAUCCCGUCCUUGACUCUUCUAUGACUAAUAGGGAUGCUUAGAAUUUUCUCUCGGUCUUCCUCAUUAAAAAUAUGGUUAAACCUUUCCUCGUUUCAAGUUUUCCAAUCCUCAUUAAGUAAAGCAGCCACAUCCAUAUCUUUCAUACCCCGAUCCAGGUCCAGGUAACCAAGCAUUGGCCCAAACUUGAAUAUCAAUUCCUACCCCUGACACGCUUUCUGGUACCAGCUACCACCACUUGUUGUCCCUCGAAUAUGAUUCUCCAAAUAAAAGAUGGAUUUCUUCCCGCUUUUGCGUUGCUAAAACUCCGUCAUGGGGUUAUAGGACUAGGCGCAGAGCCUAAUCGACCCAGGCCCUGAACUUGGACCAGCAGGCCCAAGCCCAGCGACCCAGAGCUGAAGCCGACCCAACCGAUCACGCCCAUCCGGAAGCCCAAGACGGCUUGCCUUCCAAGCCAACGGGGAGCCUGCCUUCCAGCCCAUCCAGAAGCCUGCCUCCAUCCCGAUGGGGAGCCUUACGUCCAGCCCAGUAGGGAACCUGUCUUCCAGCCCAGCGGGUAGCCUACCUUCCAGGCCAGCCAGGAGCCGGCCUCCGGCCCGGUGGGGAGCCUGCCGUUCAGCCUGACAGGGAGCCUGCCUUCCACGCCAGCCAAGAGUCUACCUUACAGGUCGGCCAGGAGCCCGCCGUCCAGUCCUGCAGGAGGGAGAUCAAGCGUCCAACCUGCCAGCCAAGAACAGUAACGACCAGAGCAGUUAAUGUGCCACUUAAUUAUGUAUUUAAUUCCGUAUUAAUGUUGUAAUUAACUUGAAAUUAGUAUCUUUGGAAGUUAUCAUUCGUAAUCGCCUAUAAAAGGCAAGUCCGAUUCAAAUAAUAGACACGC